Messenger RNA from Protopterus annectens (West African lungfish), 918 nucleotides. RefSeq names its product olfactory receptor class A-like protein 1. NCBI's taxonomy places the organism in Eukaryota, Metazoa, Chordata, Ceratodontiformes, Protopteridae. Gene Ontology annotation, molecular function: pheromone receptor activity. The coding region runs from base 1 to 918 and encodes 305 amino acids. The record is from RefSeq and is a predicted model, not a curated record. The transcript has a single exon. Gene Ontology annotation, cellular component: membrane. Gene Ontology annotation, biological process: G protein-coupled receptor signaling pathway.
AUGAAAAUUGAAACACGUCAUAUCAUAAAAGGAGUUAUCUUUGGAAUAACUACUGCUGUUGGCCUUGCAAGUAAUAUUGUGAUUAUGUUAGCCCUAUCUAGCAUUGCUUACAAGGAGAAAAAGCUGAUGCCUUCUGAGACAAUACUUUUUACUUUGACAGGAGCAAACCUGCUGCUUCUUUUCAGCCUUGGGCUCCCUCACUCUCUUUUUGCAUUCGGAGUGAAAUAUUUCUACACAGAUCUUGACUGUAAAUUUGAUGGACAUUUCUUACGAUCAUCUCGGGUAAUGAUCAUUGGCCUAACCUGUUUACUGAGCUGCUUCCAGGGAGUAACACUGGCUUCUUCUAAUCCCACCUGGGCUGUUAUUAAAGCCAAGAUGCAAAAAUAUCUUUCCCUUCUAAUAGCAUUUAUUAUAAUUCUUAGCACAGUGUCUAGUUUAAGUUCAGCUUUAUAUCCCAUUGUUAGUAGCAACAGUACAGAUUUGAAACAUUCUAUACAUUUGGGGUACUGUAUUUCAAUGUAUCCUAAUGCCUUUUUAUUCAUACUAAUUGGAAUGAUUUCCUUUGCUAGAGAUGUGUUCUUUGUAGUCCUUAUGGCUGUGGCAAGUACUUACAUACUUCUAACUUUGCACAGACAUAGAAAACAAAUGAAAGGAAAGAGGAGCUCUGAAAAAAGACAAGAAAACUCAGCAGAGGAACAAGCAGCUAAAAUGGUUGUUACGUUUGUUAUCAUUUAUGUGCUGCUUUUUGGAAUAGAGAACAUCAUUUGGUUUUACCAGAUUUCUGGUUCUGAUGAAGGCAACGCAGCUUUAACUGAUACUCGCUUUUAUCUUGAAUUUUGUUUCUCCACUGCUUUUCCUUUUGUAUUAAUUACAUUCAACAAGAAAGUUAAGUGUCAGCUCUCAUGUUCACUUACUUAG